UCCAAAUGGUAUUUGCGCGUGCGCAGUAGGCGCGGACGUGUGGGUCCGAUAGCCAUGAAUGGGGUGGUGGAGACGCGGGUUUGUGAAUUUUACCCAGAUUCUAAAAUUUAUGUUUGCACCUCAAUGGAGUUACUUUUAUCAUAACUUUCAACACAAAUACACUCGCCUGCUUUAAAUUCUUAACGCGAGACAAUCUCGUCCGGCAUUAAAGCGCUUUUGUGCUCAUCGCGUGGCUCGAAGCAAAUCACGGUUACGUUUGUUUUCUCCUAAUAAACAUGCCGAGGAACAACAAGACCUCGCUGGUCCAGAAGAUAGCGAGCCAGGCUUAUGUGACCUUCCCAAACUGCUCUACCUCUGCCAUUGGGGAUAAUAAGACGUUUUUAGAGCGGCAGGCAGAGUUGGUCACCCUCCUGUCCAGCAUCAGGGCUGCGGAUCUGAGGAUUGCGCCACCGAAGAAAGUCUCCAUAUCCUCCUCACAGUCAUCAGCAGUUCCUCCAGUCACAUACAUGCACAUCUGUGAGACUGAUGUCUUCAGCAUGGGAGUGUUUCUGCUGAAAUCUGGGGCUUCCAUCCCUCUUCAUGACCAUCCUGGAAUGAAUGGCAUGCUGAAGGUCCUGUAUGGCAAGGUCAAUAUAAGGUGUUAUGACAAGUUGGAUAAAUCUGCUGGUGCCGAGAGUGACACUGAGAGGCAGUUUGAUCCACCGCUGAUGCCUUUCCAGGGAGAUGAUGUGAGGAGAGCCGUGCUCAGGUCCUCCGGACAGUUUUCUCCUCAGAGUGGCCCUUGCAUCUUGUCCCCUCUCAAAGACAACCUUCAUGAGAUUGAUGCAGUGGACGGGCCGGCUGCGUUUCUUGAUAUACUUGCACCACCGUAUGACCCUGACAAUGGGAGAGAUUGUCACUACUACAAAGUUUUACAAACUUGCAAAAAGUCAGAGCAGAGCGGUGAAGACGAAGCCUGGCUUUUAGAGAUCCCCCAGCCGGAAGAUUUCUGGUGUGGGGGAGACCCACACCCCUCCCAAAAAUUCUCUGUAAAAAGAUAA
Messenger RNA from Cyprinus carpio (common carp), 1040 nucleotides. RefSeq names its product 2-aminoethanethiol dioxygenase-like. The record is from RefSeq and is a predicted model, not a curated record. Lineage: Eukaryota; Metazoa; Chordata; Actinopteri; Cypriniformes; Cyprinidae. Gene Ontology annotation, molecular function: oxidoreductase activity, acting on single donors with incorporation of molecular oxygen, incorporation of two atoms of oxygen. Gene Ontology annotation, cellular component: mitochondrion.